This is a messenger RNA of Argentina anserina (silverweed cinquefoil), 2206 nucleotides long. RefSeq names its product endo-1,3(4)-beta-glucanase 1-like. Bases 1 to 2070 code for a protein of 689 amino acids. The transcript has a single exon. Lineage: Eukaryota; Viridiplantae; Streptophyta; Magnoliopsida; Rosales; Rosaceae. The record is from RefSeq and is a predicted model, not a curated record. Gene Ontology annotation, molecular function: endo-1,3(4)-beta-glucanase activity.
AUGUCGUCGUCUAAGAUGACUUGGUUCAUCUUCAUUUUGGCUUUCUCCUUCCUUCAAUCCCAAGCUAGUAGAAUACUAGUAUCCAAACCAGCUCCGGCCACCGGCUUUGUCUUCCCUCAAGUCCAAUCCACUGUCCUCCCUGACCCUUCACCAUUCUUCAGCUCAAACCUCCUCCAAACUCCACUCCCCACAAACUCUUUCUUCCAGAACUUUGUACUGAACAAUGGCGACACUCCCGAAUAUUUUCACCCCUACAGCUUCAGAUUCUCCGACUCAUCCCUCACCUUAUCUUAUCCAACCCGUAUCGCAACCUCCGCUUCGAUACUCCAAAACUUCACAGCUGACCUCACCAUCUCCGCCGAACAAACACAAACACAACAACAACAUCAGGUUGUCUCUUCCUUCAGUGACCUCGGUGUCACUUUGGACAUCCCCUCGUCCAAUCUCCGGUUCUUUCUUGUCAAGGGAAGCCCCUAUCUCACGUGCAAUGUGUCCGUUCCCACAGCUCUUUCCAUCUCCACUACUCAUGCAAUCGCCUCACUUUCUUCAGAUACAAAACAGACCAAGCACACGAUCAGCCUCAACAACAACCAGACAUGGCUUCUGUACUCUUCCUCCAAGAUUGGUCUCACCAAAACCAACCCUUCAUUGAUCACAUCCGAUUCAUUUUCCGGCGUUAUAAGGGUUGCAUUGUCGCCAGGUUCUGAUUUUAAGAAGGUUCUGGACCAGUUCAGCAAGUCUUACCCAGUUUCCGGUGAAGCCCUUUUCACGGAGGCGUUUGGUUUGGAGUAUCAGUGGGAGAAAAAAGGGGAUGGAGAGUUGCUUAUGCUGGCUCAUCCUCUCCAUCUCCAGCUUCUUUCUGUUAAGGACAGAAAUGUCACUGUUCUUGACCAUUUCAGGUACAGAAGCAUUGAUGGUGACCUUGUUGGCGUUGUAGGGGACUCUUGGGUGUUGAAGACACAGUCUAUUCCAAUCACUUGGCAUUCCAUUAAUGGUAUCAAAGAGAAAGCAUCAAUCCCAGAUAUAGUUGCUGCUCUUAAUAAAGAUGUUCAGGCUAUAACUUCAACGCCAGUGUCGACAACGGCUUCGUAUUUCUAUGGAAAGACGAUUGCCAAGGCGGCUAGGCUGGCAUUGAUUGCUGAAGAGGUAGGUGCUAAUAAUGUGAUUCCAACCAUUACAAAGUUCUUGAAGAAUGCAAUUGAGCCGUGGUUGAGUGGGACUUUUGAAGGAAAUGGUUUCUUGUAUGAAUCGAAAUGGGGUGGACUUGUUACCAAAAAUGGAGCAGUGGAUGAAGGUGCAGACUUUGGGUUUGGAAUGUACAAUGAUCACCAUUACCACAUUGGUUACUUUCUUUAUGCAAUUUCAGUGGUUGCAAAGCUUGACCAGGCUUGGGGGUUGAAGUUCAAGGAUCAAGCAUAUUCUCUUGCCGAAGAUUUCAUGAACAUAAACAGGCAGCAAAAUUCAAACUAUCCACGUUUGCGAAACUUUGAUUUUUACAAUCUGCAUUCAUGGGCAGGAGGACUAACUGAAUUUGAAGACGGUCGCAAUCAAGAGAGCUCAAGUGAAGCAGUGAAUGGUUACUACUCAGCUGCUUUGAUGGGGCUAGCUUAUGGAGACACUAAUCUCACCGCCACCGGAUCAUUACUUGCAGCACUGGAAAUUCUAGCAGCUCAAAAAUGGUGGCAUGUGCACCAAGGAGACGGCAUCUAUGAGGAUAUCUUUACUAGUCAGAAUAAGAUCACUGGAAUUGUGUGGUCUAAUAAGAGGGACAGCGGUCUUUGGUUUGCUCCUCCAAAUGCUUCAGAAAUCAGGCUUGGAAUUCAGGUUCUUCCCAUUUCGCCUAUCACUGAGGUCUUGUACUCUAAUGUCAGCUAUGUCAAGGAACUAGUACAGUGGACAGCGCCGGCUUUGACUAAGGAAGGAGUUACAGAUGCUUGGAGAGGGUUUGAUUAUUCCUUAGAAGGGAUGUACAACAAACAAGAUGCUUUUCAGAAGAUUAAAAACUUGAGUGGUUUUGAUGAUGGGGACUCACUCACCAAUCUUCUGUGGUGGAUUUACAGCAGAGGUUAGUAUGUACAGGAGCUUGAAAUUUGAAGUUAAAUGCUUAGAUGGCUUGUAUUACUUUGUUAGAAAUGUUAUUUAGAGUUGUGCUACUGUGCUAGUAGCCCUCUCUCCUUUCUCUUGUUCUUCUUUUUCAAUUUUGAUC